UGUCGCUGCUAUUCCGUGUAUUGUUGAUUAUUUUUCAAUCGGGGAGGCAACAUGUCGGAGCGAUCUUUGCCUGUCGAUAACCCGUUUGUUGACCCGUCUAUACACGAAACGCCUUCCGCACUCCAAGGCGAGGCUACGCUCUUCGUUGCUGAAGAUGCCUCCCUAACUCUCGGGGCCGACUCCCUCAUUAUUCUAGACGAUCGCUUCGUGCACCGAGAGGCUGCCAAUUGUUGCGGGCUACUGCCGACCAGAUCCAAGACGACUCACUCGAUUCCUCACUACAACAUCCUUGAUGCUUCGCUGGACGACCUCGAGCUGACCAUCCAACAUGCUCUGCCUACCUCCAAGACAUCUUGCCGCCCCUCGACUAUUUCCUACACGCUUAUCGAUAAAUCCUCCAUCAAUGCUGCCAAGUCAUGGCUAGCCAAACUGUUAGAUCUUGCCUACGGCAACUCGCAGAGAAACAAGAGAAUCAAGGUUCUGGUCAACCCCUUUGGUGGCCAAGGAGCUGCACGAAAGUUGUACGCGAGUGAAGUCGAACCACUUCUCAGGGCUGCUGGCUGCGAAAUAGAUGCACAGGAAACGACACACUCUGGUCAUGCUGUUGAAAUUGCCCGUCAACUCAACGUGGACGCCUAUGAUGUGGUGGCAUGUGCCUCUGGAGACGGUCUCCCUCACGAAGUAUUCAAUGGCCUCGCUCAACAACAAAAGCCACGCCGUGCUUUACGAAAGGUUGCCGUCGUCCAGCUGCCUUGUGGAUCAGGUAACGCCAUGUCUAUUAACCUCAACGGAACCAAUUCUCCAUCGUUUGCUGCUCUAGCCAUUGUCAAAGGAUUACGUACACCGCUAGACUUGAUGGCUGUGACGCAAGGAGAGAAAAUGUACUGGAGUUUCUUGAGCCAGGCUGUUGGUAUCAUCGCCGACUGUGAUCUGGGUACCGAGAAUAUGAGAUGGAUGGGAAGCGCCAGGUUUACGGUGGGUAUCUUGACGCGACUUCUGGGAAAGACAGUCUACCCAGCCGAGCUCGCUGUCAAGGUGGAUAUAGACGACAAGCAGGCCAUCAAAGCCGCAUACAGCCACGUCAGGUCUCAACGUGAGGAUGUUUCUGGAAGAAGAGAAUGGGAAGCACAUCAAGACCUGGACGGCGAUAAGCAUGAUUCGCUUCCGGCCCUCCAAUACGGCUCUGUGCUCCAAGAUGUGCCCUCUGACUGGGAAAAGGCAUCACUACCCACACUCGGCAAUUUUUAUUGCGGCAACAUGGCAUACAUGUCACCCGACACUCCAUUCUUUGCUGCUGCUCUACCAUCCGACAACCACAUCGACAUGGUCAACGUUGACGGAGCCAUCCCGCGUCUCAAGGCGCUCGACAUGAUCCUAGCGGUCGAGCAGAACAAGAUGUUUGACAUGGACGUUGUCAACUACCGCAAAGUGAGCGCUUAUCGAAUCAGCCCCAAGCUAAGACCCGGUCAGAAGGUCGGAUAUAUCAGCAUUGAUGGAGAGAAGGUACCCUUCGAGCCUUUCCAAGUAGAAAUAGUCGGCGGGUUGGGCACGGUGUUGAGCCGAAACGGAGCUGUCUAUGAGUUUGAGGGACCAAAGUAAAUACGGUCUGGUUCACUGGAGUUCUUGAGUUGGUGUUUGUGUUGUGUUUUCAUGAUACCCUUCCGGCGGUUAGUAUAGACAAGAGGCUCUUUUUCUUCUCAGAUAGGUUGGCAUAACGGCGU
Molecule: messenger RNA, 1721 nt
Organism: Aureobasidium pullulans EXF-150
Lineage: Eukaryota; Fungi; Ascomycota; Dothideomycetes; Dothideales; Saccotheciaceae
Product: sphingoid long chain base kinase 4
Exons: 3
Coding region: 52-1599 (515 amino acids)
Biological process (GO): sphingosine biosynthetic process
Cellular component (GO): intracellular membrane-bounded organelle; cytoplasm; membrane
Source: RefSeq, a predicted model, not a curated record